GGCGGCACGCUGCGGCCCCAUCUCCUCUUGCUCUGACGCCGCCUGCACUUUCUGCAAACGCGCCGGGGCAGUUGCCCGGGCAAGGGCGCGCGGCACAGUUUCCCCACGCGGUUUCUCUUGCCUCGGAAAUUGAGGGCAGCCGCCGGAGGACACCGAGAGGAAGCGCCGCCGCGAAACGUGUGCGGGAAAGGGGACCCCCCUCGUCUCUCUUUCUCUCCCCUGCGCUUCCAUGCCGUGAGCUGCAUGGUCCGGGGAGGCAGGACCUGAGCGCCCGGAGGAACCACCGGCUGUGCGGAAGAAAAUGUCAGUCAGCAUGCAUGAGAAUCGCAAAUCCAGAGCCAGCACUGGCUCCAUAAAUAUAUAUUUAUUCCACAAAUCUUCAUAUGCUGAUAGUGUCCUUACUCAUCUAAACCUUCUACGCCAGCAGCGUCUUUUUACAGAUGUGCUUCUUCAUGCUGGAAACAAGUCAUUCCCUUGCCACAGAGCUGUCCUAGCAGCUUGCAGUCGGUAUUUUGAAGCAAUGUUCAGUGGAGGGCUCAAAGAAAGCCAAGCCAGUGAAGUCAAUUUCCAUAAUUCCAUCCACCCAGAGGUUCUAGAACUGCUCCUGGACUAUGCUUACUCCUCAAGGGUCAUCAUCAAUGAAGAGAAUGCAGAGUCCCUUUUAGAGGCUGGUGACAUGUUGGAAUUCCAAGACAUCCGGGAUGCCUGUGCAGAAUUCUUGGAGAAGAACCUUCAUCCCACAAAUUGCCUCGGCAUGCUGCUUCUGUCAGAUGCUCACCAGUGUACCAAACUUUAUGAGCUCUCUUGGAGGAUGUGCCUUAGCAACUUCCAGGCGAUUAGCAAAAGUGACGAUUUUCUUCAGCUCCCCAAAGACAUGGUUGUGCAGCUUCUGUCAAGUGAAGAAUUAGAGACCGAAGAUGAACGACUGGUCUAUGAGUCCGCCAUGAACUGGGUUAACUAUGAUCUCAGUAAACGGCACUGUCAUUUGCCUGAUCUGCUGCAGACUGUGAGGCUGGCUCUUUUGCCAGCCAUCUAUCUAAUGGAGAAUGUAGCUACUGAGGAGCUUAUCACCAAGCAGAGGAAAAGUAAAGAGACUGUAGAAGAAGCAAUAAGGUGCAAGUUGAAGAUUUUACAGAAUGAUGGCGUAGUCACCAGCUUGUGUGCAAGACCUCGGAAAACCGGCCAUGCCCUAUUUCUUCUGGGAGGACAGACCUUUAUGUGUGACAAGCUGUACCUGGUGGACCAAAAAGCAAAGGAGAUCAUUCCAAAAGCAGACAUCCCAAGCCCAAGGAAAGAGUUCAGCGCAUGUGCUAUUGGCUGUAAGGUCUACAUCACUGGUGGCCGGGGAUCUGAAAAUGGUGUCUCAAAAGAUGUUUGGGUGUAUGAUACACUUCAUGAAGAGUGGUCCAAGGCAGCUCCCAUGCUGGUGGCUCGAUUUGGUCAUGGUUCUGCUGAACUCAAACACUGUCUAUAUGUUGUGGGAGGGCACACAGCAGCCACUGGCUGUCUUCCAGCAUCUCCUUCAGUAUCCUUAAAACAAGUAGAACAGUACGACCCUGUGACCAACAAAUGGACAAUGGUCGCUCCACUUCGGGAAGGAGUCAGCAAUGCAGCUGUAGUCAGUGCAAAGCUGAAGCUAUUUGCUUUCGGCGGUACUAGUGUCAGCCAUGAUAAGCUACCCAAAGUUCAGUGUUAUGACCUGUGUGAAAACAGGUGGACAGUACCAGCCACUUGCCCCCAGCCAUGGCGAUACACAGCUGCAGCAGUCCUGGGUAACCAGAUUUUUAUUAUGGGUGGAGAUACUGAAUUUUCUGCAUGCUCAGCUUAUAAAUUCAACAGUGAAACUUACCAGUGGACUAAAGUGGGAGAUGUGACAGCUAAGAGAAUGAGCUGCCAUGCAGUAGCAUCUGGGAACAAGCUGUACGUCGUUGGAGGGUAUUUUGGCAUCCAGAGAUGCAAAACGUUAGAUUGCUAUGACCCUACGCUCGAUGUAUGGAACAGCAUAACCACAGUGCCCUACUCACUCAUUCCUACUGCAUUUGUGAGCACAUGGAAGCAUCUCCCUUCUUAACUGCAUGCA
This is a messenger RNA of Gekko japonicus, 2080 nucleotides long. It is a transcript of the gene ENC1, whose product is annotated as ectodermal-neural cortex 1 (with BTB domain). The coding region runs from base 302 to 2071 and encodes 589 amino acids. The transcript is spliced from 2 exons. Gene Ontology annotation, molecular function: protein binding. The record is from RefSeq and is a predicted model, not a curated record. NCBI's taxonomy places the organism in Eukaryota, Metazoa, Chordata, Lepidosauria, Squamata, Gekkonidae.